CCCAACGGGAGUCUUCGCAUCAAGAUGGCGGAGCGGGGAGUUGAGGGGUGGCGGCGGCUGCAGCAGCAGCGAGGUCCGGGCCGGCUGUAGGAGACACCCGGAGCCUGUCCUCACCAGCAGUAGCCGGAAGCAAGGAGAGGGGAAACACACGGAGGGAGAGAGAGAGAGAGAAAGAAAGACGGGGCUGGGGCUGGAGCUGGAGCCGGAGAGCAGAGGCUGCCCUCGCACACCCACCCCGCCUCUGGGCAAGGCCUUCCCCACCUCCCCUCCGGCGCUGCCCCGCUUCUCACCCACUCUCGUAUGAAUUCCGCCGAGGGCAAUUCGAAGUGUGCGCCAGCGGAGGCGAACGCAAGUAAACAAAGAGAACCUUUGGCUGAAAACCACACAGCAAGCCGAAUGAAGCGAGCCGCUGCAAAGCAUCUAAUAGAACGCUACUACCACCAGUUAACUGAGGGCUGUGGAAAUGAAGCCUGCACGAAUGAGUUUUGUGCUUCCUGUCCAAGUUUUCAUCGUAUGGAUAACAAUGCUGCAGCAUUAAAGGCCCUUGAGCUUUUUAAGAUUAAUGCAAAACUAUGUGAUCCUCAUCCUUCCAAGAAAGGAACAAGCACUGCCUAUGUGGAAAACAGCACCAAGAGCACUCAUAACAUCAUCUGUUGUUCAGAAACAAAAGUGAAUAAGCAAGAUAUGCAGGCUCAACGAGAAGACUUUAAAGAUGUGAAUUACCUGACAGAGGAAAAGGUAUACGAAAUUUUGGAGUUAUGCGGAGAGCGAGAAGAUUAUUCACCAUUGAUACGUGUCAUUGGUAGAGUUUUCUCUAGUGCUGAUGCGUUGGUGCAGAGCUUCCGAAAGGCCAAGCACCAUACAAAGGAAGAGCUAAAAUCACUACAAGGAAAGGAUGAGGAUAAAGAUGAGGAUGAGGAAGAAAAAGCUGCUACUGCAGGAUCCAUGGAUGAUGCAGAGGCCUCUUCAUCAAGAAGUUCCAUCGGAGGUGCACAGACAAGAGAAAACAAUGUUCAUAGAUUAGGACCUGAUGAAAUUUCUAUCGAUGUUGACGCAGUCAGACGGGUUUAUAAUAAACUGCUUUCCAAUGAAAAGAUAGAAACAGCAUUUCUUAAUGCAUUGGUGUACUUGUCGCCAAAUGUGGAAUGUGAUUUGACUUACCAUAAUGUGUAUUCAAGAGAUCCUAAUUAUCUGAACUUGUUUGUUAUAGUCAUGGAGAACAGCAACCUUCAUAGUCCUGAAUAUCUGGAAAUGGCCCUUCCACUUUUUUGCAAAGCCAUGAGCAAGCUACCCCUCCCAGCUCAAGCCAAAUUAAUUCGUUUAUGGUCAAAGUACACUGCAGCCCAAAUCCGUCGAAUGGUCGAAACAUUUCAGCAGCUCAUUACAUAUCGGGUCAUAAGUAAUGAAUUCAAUAGUCGAAACCUGGUGAAUGAUGAUGAUGCAGUUGUUGCUGCUACAAAAUGCUUAAAAAUAGUGCACUAUGCAAAUAUUAUUGCAGGAGAUGUGGAUACAGGGCACAAUGAGGAAGAGGAAGAUGAGGCAGUUGCUGAAUCUAGUGAAGUUACCUUGCAAGAGCUGCUAGGUGAAGAGCGGAGAAAUAAAAAAGGGCCCCGAGUGGACCCCCUCGAAACUGAGUUGGGUGUGAAAACAAUUGAUUGCCGAAAGCCACUUGUUCCUUUUGAGGACUUUAUUAAUGAACCACUAAACGAUGUACUGGAAAUGGAUAAAGACUAUACUUUCUUCAAAGUAGAAACUGAGAACAAAUUCUCAUUUAUGACCUGCCCCUUCAUUUUGAAUGCUGUAACCAAGAAUUUGGGACUUUACUAUGACAAUAGGAUACGCAUGUACAGUGAGCGACGGAUCACUGUCCUUUACAGCCUUGUCCAGGGGCAACAACUGAACCCCUAUCUUCGACUAAAAGUCCGACGUGAUCACAUCAUAGAUGAUGCCCUUGUUCGGCUGGAGAUGAUUGCCAUGGAAAACCCUGCAGACCUGAAGAAACAACUCUAUGUAGAAUUUGAAGGUGAACAGGGUGUGGAUGAAGGAGGCGUUUCCAAAGAGUUUUUUCAACUUGUUGUGGAAGAAAUCUUCAACCCUGACAUUGGAAUGUUCACGUAUGAUGAAUCUACAAAAUUGUUCUGGUUCAACACUUCUUCAUUUGAGACUGAGGGACAGUUUACUCUAAUUGGCAUAGUUCUUGGCCUAGCCAUUUACAACAACUGUAUAUUGGAUGUGCAUUUUCCUAUGGUCGUUUACAGAAAAUUGCUGGGCAAAAAGGGAACGCUGCGUGACUUGGAAGACUCUCACCCGGUCUUGUAUCAGAGUUUAAGAGAACUUCUUGACUAUGAUGGCAAUGUUGAAGAUGACAUGAUGAUCACUUUCCAAAUAUCACAAACUGACUUGUUUGGAACUCCUCUGAUGUGUGACUUAAAGGAGAAUGGGAAUCAGAUUCCGGUGACAAAUGAAAACAGAAAGGAAUUUGUUGAGCUUUAUACAGAUUACAUUCUCAACAAGUCGGUAGAAAAGCAGUUUAAAGCCUUUCGAAGGGGUUUCCAUAUGGUAACCAACGAGUCACCACUCAAGUAUUUAUUCCGACCAGAGGAGAUUGAGCUGCUAGUCUGUGGAAGUCCGAACCUAGAUUUUCAAGCACUUGAAGAUACUACAGAGUAUGAUGGUGGAUAUUCCAAGGAGUCCCGUAUUAUAAGGGAAUUCUGGGAAAUAGUCCAUGCAUUUUCAGAUGAGCAAAAACGGCUCUUCCUGCAGUUUACAACAGGCACAGAUCGAGCACCAGUUGGUGGCCUUGGAAAACUUAAGAUGAUCAUAGCUAAGAACGGACCAGAUUCUGAGAGAUUACCGACAUCUCACACGUGUUUUAAUGUCCUCCUACUUCCUGAAUAUUGCAGCAAGGAAAAGCUCAGUGAGAGACUACUAAAGGCCAUUACCUAUGCCAAAGGGUUUGGCAUGCUGUAAAAGAUGAAUGUAAAGCGUGUGAUAAAAAGUAAAAUUAUGGGUGUCAGUGUUCCUGUGUUUUUUUUUAAAAAAGGCCGUGAAAUAGUAACAAUAGUCACCAGUGACUGCUUCCCCUCCUGGGGAUGCAGGGCUUGAACAACACAUUUCACUCGGGACACUGGGAUGGAACAGCAGAUUUCAGCUACUUCUACAAACUUUUUGUUAGUGUGACUUUCCAUAUCAUUUGCUUGUAUGUAUAGUAAACUUUUUCUGAAUAUUUAUUUUAAAAUUCCUGUGGGGAGGAAUGGGGGAAAUUAAUCAUGUUUGUUCCAUUACUGAAUUAGCUGUUAUGAAUUUAAACAGACAAGCAAAUUAUCUCAAAUAACGUUCCUUGGAUUAUUAUCAAUUUAAUUUUUUAACUGUAUUUUUACUUCUGAGGCAUUCAGUUCUAGGAGCAUUCUCUUCCCCUACCCCCACUGUUGCUUUGAUCCUUAAGAUUUGGAGUGGUUUGGUGCAAGUGCUGCUGUUCUAGUCCCAGAGAAAAUUUUUACUUAGCUUUACAUCUAAUACAGAUGGAAAAAAAACCUGGAAUGUUAACUGCAUUCUUCAGACCCUGCUUUAAUUACAGCAUAAAAAUUCUUGGAAGAUUUUAGAAAAGAAAAAAAUAAAUCUUCACUGCUCAUUCUUGCAAGCCUGGAAGUAAAUUUCUGUUUAACUUUUCAACUCUUGCUGAAUGUUGGAAUGCUGGUCCACUGGAUUUACUGACUUUUUAAUUCCAUUGCUUGACGUUUUUGAAACUCCCCUACAAUGGCAUAACAGUAUUGAGUUUAUUGGGGGUGGGGGGUGGAUAGAAAUAGAUAAGUGUGCAAAAGUGCCCUUGCAAGAAUUGGAGCCAAAGUUUCCUCUUUUGUUUUUCCAACACAUUCAAAAUAUACUGUGCUUUCUCUUUAUUUUAAAUAAAAAUCUUACUGUUCCUUCAUUUUAUCUGCUGUACCUAAGCAAUAUAUUCAGCAAGAACAACAUUGUGCUUAAUCCUAUAGGCCUUUCAUCGUUUCUAAUGGAGAAAAGGCUAAUUGCAUAUGAAGUAAUGUGAUAUGCAGAAUAUAGGUGGUGAUAAGAAGGUAUCAGCACUAUUCAAACACUUUUUACUCAUUGACAAAUGGACAAAAAGAUGUUAACAUGAAUGAUACUAAAUAAAAUGGAAUACAACAAUUUCUUUGUUUACUGGCAUGAUAGGUACUCAAACUGAAUGGUGCUCAGAAUGUUUUAUUGUGAGAUUGACUAGAUAAAACAUGAGUCUACAUAUAGCUUGACUUAAUCUCUUUUUUUAAGCAUCACUACCUUGUAACUUUAAUUUAUGCAACUCUUGUAGAGUUUGGAUUUUAAAGUAAUAACUAGCCUUUCCUGAAAGGCAUGAAUACUGCUUAUGUACGCAUUUCCCACAACUUUACCGGUUUUCUGCCAUUUGGACAAAUAGCUUCAAUCUGUUUAACAAUACUGUUAAAUUGUCUUUACCAAAUAUUAUAAUGUAAUAUUAUGUAGCAGUGGGCAUUGAGAAAUUUCCCAGAAUUGAAGGUUAACAAUCCUUUAGAAUAUUUUUUAUGGAAACUUGAACAAAUAAUGCAAUCUUACAGUUUGUACAAACAUUCUGUUCGAAGCUUCUGGUAUUUUUAGCUGCUAAAACAUCUAGUCUAUUUGGCUUUUGGUCCCUGAGCUGGUAUGCCAAUACAAUUCAUAUAUUAAAGAAAAGUAUGUUUGAAGUUUUUGUUGAGAGCUUAUAAAAAUGUUAAAUCAAGAUAAUUUUAAAAAUCUGGUUUGAAAGGAAGGAAAGGUUACAAGAUCAAUGGAAACUACCGUUUUUAUUGUUUCAGACAUUAUGUAAUUCAGCUGGG
This is a messenger RNA of Mobula hypostoma (lesser devil ray), 4841 nucleotides long. It is a transcript of the gene ube3a, whose product is annotated as ubiquitin protein ligase E3A. The record is from RefSeq and is a predicted model, not a curated record. Gene Ontology annotation, biological process: protein polyubiquitination; ubiquitin-dependent protein catabolic process. The transcript is spliced from 11 exons. Bases 301 to 2970 code for a protein of 889 amino acids. NCBI's taxonomy places the organism in Eukaryota, Metazoa, Chordata, Chondrichthyes, Myliobatiformes, Myliobatidae. Gene Ontology annotation, molecular function: ubiquitin protein ligase activity.